AAAAUUCAGUGAUUCAAGACGAAGAAAAUGUGGUGCACCCAUCUACUAGUUCAAAUGAUGAAAUAACUGGUAAUUCAAGUCAAAUCGAUGAAAAUGUACUUAAAAACCUUUCAGAAAAAUCAGUAAUUCAAUAUGAUGAAAAUGCGACACAAUCGUCUAAUGGUUAUUCAAAUCAAACCGAUGAAAAUGCGAUACAACCUUCCACUAUUUCAAAGAAUGAAGUAACUGGUAAUUCAA
This is a messenger RNA of Racocetra persica, 237 nucleotides long. The record is from the annotation of a GenBank genome assembly. Lineage: Eukaryota; Fungi; Glomeromycota; Glomeromycetes; Diversisporales; Gigasporaceae.